Messenger RNA from Penicillium concentricum, 2775 nucleotides. RefSeq lists its product as uncharacterized. The transcript has 3 exons. The record is from RefSeq and is a predicted model, not a curated record. Gene Ontology annotation, cellular component: cell cortex. Gene Ontology annotation, biological process: activation of GTPase activity; signal transduction; regulation of fungal-type cell wall organization. NCBI's taxonomy places the organism in Eukaryota, Fungi, Ascomycota, Eurotiomycetes, Eurotiales, Aspergillaceae. Gene Ontology annotation, molecular function: GTPase activator activity. Bases 1 to 2775 code for a protein of 924 amino acids.
AUGGUGACGGUCGGCAAGUCGCACCCGGGUGCUGACCCCGUCCAUCCUCUCCCCACCUCACCCGAUUCGGUCGGCGCCAACUCCCCGCCAUCAAAGAGAGAUUUAGCGUCAUGGUGGAAGCAGUUUAAACGGAGCACCAGAAAAGAUGAAUUGAAAGUAGAACCGCCUCGCGGCAUCUUCGGUAUUCCGCUCAAUGUCAGCAUCAAGUAUGCCAAUGUGGCAAUCUCCUUGACCAACGAUCACGGCCAGAGCUCCAUUUAUGGAUAUGUGCCCAUUGUUGUUGCAAAGUGUGGAGUUUUCCUAAAAGAAAAAGCAACGGAUGUUGAGGGCAUCUUUCGUCUUAAUGGAUCAGCCAAGCGUAUUAAGGACCUCCAGGAGGUCUUCGAUUCCCCCGAGCGAUAUGGAAAAGGACUCGACUGGUCCGGAUACACUGUCCACGAUGCAGCAAACGUACUUCGCCGAUACCUGAACCAGCUGCCCGAACCUAUCGUACCGUUGGAGUUUUAUGAGCGCUUCCGUGAACCCCUACGUAUCUACCAGCGACAGGUCCUAGAAGAUAAGGAGACGACCGAUGCCGAGAAGUUCGACCACGCGAAGGCCGUCGAGACAUACCAGAACCUCAUCAUCGAGCUGCCCCCGCUGAACAAGCAACUCCUCCUCUAUAUCCUUGAUCUUCUUGCGGUUUUCGCCUCAAAAUCCGAUCAGAAUCGCAUGCCGUCGGCUAAUCUGUCCGCGAUCUUCCAACCCGGCAUGCUGUCCCACCCCCAGCACGAUAUGUCGCCAGAGGAAUAUAAGUUGAGUCAGGAUGUGUUGAUCUUCUUGAUUGAGAAUCAGGAUCACUUCCUGUUCGGAAUGAGUGGCACGGCUGCCGAUGUGCAGACCAUGAAAGAGGUCGAGGGAGGCAUUCCACGACCUGCAUCUCACCCGACCGUCCGACGAUCGGUAUCCAACGCCAGUGCGAACACCGAAAGCCAUCGCAAGUUGGACAGUAUCCGACGAAAUGUCUCCGUUUCGUCGCGCAACUCCCGGCACUCUAACACCGCCCAGAGCCCUGUUACUCCCACCUCGAUCACCCCCGGUGGUGGUGGCGGUGGUGUCCAUCGAAGCAAUACUUUGCCCUCAAAGAUGGGCCCCGUCUUGACUUCUGCCCGUUAUUCACGAGCCAACGACACUGGCUCGAACAACCCUUCCGGCCUUGCUGUGUCCCAUCAGAGUUCCCAGUCGACUAGUCGAACGCCAUCAGUGCGUGAAGAGCCUGAGCAGCCUGAGCAGCCUCAGCCAAUCCCUGAGUCGGUCUCUCAUCCGGCUCCUCGGCCAGUCCCUGAGCAGCCCCAGCCGAUCCCUGAGUCGGUCUCUCAUCCGGCUCCACGACCAGUCCCUGAGCAGCCCCAGCCGGUCCCUGAGUCGGUCUCUCAUCCGGCUCCUCGGCCAGUCCCUGAGCAGCCUCAGCCGAUCCCUGAGUCGGUCUCUCAUCCAGCUCCUCGGCUAGUCCCCGAGCAGCGUCCUGAGCAGCGUCCUGAGCAGCGGACCCCUAGUCAGUCAACUAGCUCAUUGACUCCAGGCGGCGCCUAUGUGCACACGUCAACCCAUGGUCCGUUGCCUCCGGCAACUGCAGAACGUCUUAGUCUUCACGAAACUGCCAGGCCGCAUGAGAAUAUCGACGCUUCGAUUCCCUCACCUCCCGUCGCUUCACCCCCACAGGUUGUCACCCCGAGCCGUGAACGCAAACUUUCAAAUUUCUUCACCAAGUCACCGCCAGCUGAGAGUGAACUGAGAGAACCACGGCAACCUAAUCGCUUGAAGAAGAAGCGCAUUCCCGGUAGUGCAAGCAUGAGCGCACAAAGCUCGGCCACCUCACUCCAUGCCUCGAGUGUAGAUCCCAGUGCGGAUCUUGAACCUAGACACGACAACCGGUCCGUGGAAGCUGCUCUUGGUGACACCACUCCGAGACCGCCAAAUACUGCGACACUCGGCAACCGAGAGAAUACUUUUGACUCGAACCCGGCUCUCACAGAGAGUACUUCGCAACCUCACACUGACCACUCGCUGCGACCUAACAAGUCGCGCACACCCUCCAUGAACUCACGUUCAUCGUUCACCGAUCAGUCUGACAUGGAUCAGCCUGAUGACGCCUCUCGUCAUGAAAAUCGUCGUAGUUGGCGGUUCCAUCGGUCGUCCAAGCGCACUAGCGAGCAACUUGGACUAGGUUUCGCGUCUCCGCCCCUGUUGGCGACGAAUCCACGAGCCGAACAAAGCACUAGUUCAAUCGGCAGCGGUCACUAUCAAAGCACGGACCUCUCCAGCCACCCACUGAGUUUGGAUGCUGGCGUUCAAGGCACUUCUUCCACGGGAUCCGAGCAUGAGAAGAAGAGUUUGUUUGGAAAAUUCAAGGCCAAGGUCGCUCAGGUUGUCAAAGAUGAGCGUGAGCGCACAAAGAGCCCCACCCGGUCGGAGGACGACCCUUCCCUCACCACCCAGCCCCUUUCUCCUAUUGCCACACAGUCGACAAAUGGCAACCCUGCCUCGGUGGAAGUCCCACGUGAACAGCCCAAGGAAGAGCAUAUGCGUUCGCCCGCAUCUCCCUUGCCUGGCGCUGGCCUUCCUGCAUCCAUCCCCGAAGAACCGCAUAUCCCCGAGGCGUCUACGGCCACGGCCGUCGUUGAAGAGAGCCCCUCGGCUCAACUUCCCGCUACCGAGCCCGUGCUGGCACCAGAGCCAACAGUGUCCCAUGAAAUCCCGAAAGAGAUCGCAGGACCGUCCACCUCGGCUGCUUGA